Messenger RNA from Cynara cardunculus var. scolymus (artichoke), 2452 nucleotides. Its product is annotated as pentatricopeptide repeat-containing protein At3g18020. Gene Ontology annotation, molecular function: protein binding. The coding region runs from base 110 to 2191 and encodes 693 amino acids. The record is from RefSeq and is a predicted model, not a curated record. The transcript has a single exon. NCBI's taxonomy places the organism in Eukaryota, Viridiplantae, Streptophyta, Magnoliopsida, Asterales, Asteraceae.
GCACCGGCGGCCUCACCGACGCAAUUGCUCAAAGUGUCACGGUGGUUUAAAGACGAUGCUACUUAAAAACAAAGAUUGAUGAUGCAAAAUUCCAGGAGGAUUUUCUAUUAUGUUUCUUACCAAAAUCCCAUUACGAAUCAAAGUAAUUACAUCCCACUUCUACAAUCAUUCAAAUUUCGCUCUCUUUUUCACCCACAGUACCCUGUGUGAUGAAGAAAGGCAAGAACAACGACACCCACUUGAAGAAAGUAUUACCAACAGGUCUUACUGGACCAGAAGAAUCCACAAGCUCUGUGCAAUUGAUCACAAUGUGGAUGAAGCAAUCCGCCUUGUUGACAACCUUUGCAUACAUGGAUACCACCUCGAUUCGCUCAAUCUCAGCAGCAUAAUCCACGCUCUCUGUGAUUCCAAUCGCUUUGCUGAAGCUCACCGUCGUUUUCUGUCAUCUCUGUCAUGCUCUUUUAGUAGUGGUACUGUUAUUAUUCCCGAUGAGCGAACCUGUAAUGUAAUCAUUGCGCGGUUGUUGGAUUGGGGGAAAAGCCCUCAUGCCACCUUGCGUGUUGUGCAUAGAAUUAUUGGUGUGAAACCUCAUUUUGUGCCGUCCUUGACAAAUUUUAACCGUCUGAUCGAUCAGCUUUGUUUAUUUUCAUGGGUUCAUAUUGCGCACAUAUUGUUCUUUCAUAUGAAGAGUUUGGGGCAUUGUCCUAACGAGGUCUCGUAUACUACUUUGAUUAAUGGGUAUUGUAGGCUUGGGGAAUUGAGUCUUGCACAUAAGCUGCUUGAUGAAAUGUCUGAAUGUGGAGUAAGGCCUAAUUCGCUGACGUAUAGUAUCCUAAUUUGUGGGAUUCUUCGUAAAAAGAAUGUUGAACUUGAAAGCUCAUUGAUUGAGAAACUAUGGAAAACAAUGGCUGAAGAAGAUGAUGGUCAUUUUGUUAAUCAUGCUGCCUUUUCGAAUCUAAUUUAUACUUUAUGCCAAGAGGGAUUCUUUAAACAAGUUUUUGAUAUUGCUGAAAAGAUGCCUCAAGGGAAGAGCGUGAGCGAUGCUUUUGCUUAUGGGCAAAUGAUAGAUUCUCUUUGUCGAUAUGGAAGGCAUCAUGGUGCCUCCAGGAUUGUUUAUAUGAUGAUGAAGCGAAGAUGUGUCCCGAGCUUAGUUUCGUACAAUUCUAUUGUGCAUGGACUUGCCAAAAAUGGUGGCUAUUUGAGGGCGUAUCAGUUGUUGGAACAAGGGUUUGAAAUUGGCUACUCCCCUUCUGAGAAUACUUACAAGGUUCUGAUAGAAUGUCUUUGUUUAGAAGAAAAUGAUCUUGGCAAAGCGAUGAAACUUCUUGACAUCAUGUUGAACAAGGAAGGGGUAGACAAGGCUAGAAUUUACAAUAUUUAUUUAGGAGCUCUAUGUCGAAUGAAUAAAGAUUCUUCAACCGAGAUUCUGAAUAUUCUUGUCAUCAUGCUUGAGACAAAAUGUCAUCCUGACGUAGUUACUCUGAACACAGUUAUUAAUGGCUUUUGUAAGAUGGGCAAAGUGGAAGAGGGGAUCCAGGUACUAGAUGAUAUGGUGAUGGGAAAGUUUAAAUUCUGCACUCCUGAUAGUGUGACCUUUACUACGAUUAUAAGUGGAUUAUUGAAUGUUGGAAGGACAAGAGAAGCUCUCGAUGUGCUACGUAGAGUUAUGCCUGAAAAGGGUUUUCACCCUGGUACCAUAACUUAUAAUGUGGUUCUUCGUGGUUUGUUUAAGCUCCAUCUUGCAAAUGAAGCGGUGGAUGUGUUUAACUCCAUGGCUGGUGGUGGUGUGGUUGCUGAUAGUACCACACAUGCGAUAAUGAUUGAUGGAUUAUGUAAAUGUAAUCGGAUAGAAGAAGCAAAGGUGUUCUGGGAUGAUGUUAUUUGGCCAUCAGGGGUUCAUGACCAUUUUGUAUAUUCAGCCAUCAUCAAAGGACUUUGUUGUUUGCAGAAGUUUGAUGAGGCUUGUGAUUUUCUAUAUGAAUUGGUAGAUUGUGGGAUUAGACCAAACAUUGUCAAUUACAACAUUUUGAUCGAAGGUGCUUGCAAAUUGGAUCUAAAGAAAGAAGCCUACCAGAUUGUAGGAGAAAUGAGGAAGAAUGGAGUAGCCCCUGAUGCAGUUACAUGGAGGAUCAUCAACAAAUUACACAAGCAAAGGAAACAAUGGGGUCCUGCAGACAAAAUCAACAUGUAAAACGGGUUUGUGUUGUUUUAUUGUUAUUUUUAGUUUUCUGUGAAUCAUCUUUGUUCUGCUAAUCCACAAUCAGUGAAGGAAGAUACAUGGACUAUUCAAAGAAAGAAAAGAAAAACAACAAAAUUUACCCCUUCCCCCAGAAUAGCAACAUUUUCCUUUUUGGUAAAGCUUCAAUUUAUAUUACUUCUUUGCUGCCACCAGUAACCAUUACAGUUUGUUAGCGUUGAUUUUUAGUCCAAAACUUCCUGUACUGUUUCAUAA